Molecule: messenger RNA, 1950 nt
Organism: Beta vulgaris subsp. vulgaris (sugar beet)
Lineage: Eukaryota; Viridiplantae; Streptophyta; Magnoliopsida; Caryophyllales; Amaranthaceae
Product: aspartic proteinase A1
Exons: 14
Coding region: 190-1731 (513 amino acids)
Biological process (GO): lipid metabolic process; proteolysis
Molecular function (GO): aspartic-type endopeptidase activity
Source: RefSeq, a predicted model, not a curated record
UACCAUCUACACGCAACCCCCCAAAUUUAUUCCACGAUUCUCAACUAAAUAUAACCCUCCCAAAAAAGCUUGAGUUUCACAAUUGCAACUUACAACUGAAGCACACUCUUCGAAUUUUCCUCAUUUUCUCUCUCCUCUUGACUUUCGCUUUUUCCUUCCUCUUUGUGUGCAUGGUUUGUGAUUUGCAGGAUGGGAACUGCUUUUAGGAAUAUGCUUUCGUCUUUUUUUCUUGUUCUUCUUUUGUCACCCCUGGCCUUGUCUGCCUCAAAUGAUGGCUUGGUCAAGGUUGCUUUGAAGAAGAAAAAGUUGGACCAAGUAAGCCGGCUUACCACUCAAUAUGGCUCUAUUGAAGAGUCUAUUAGAAUGCCUAUGAAAAGGUACGGUCUCGCCAACAAUUUGGCGAGCAAUGAUGAUGCAGAUAUUGUCCCUUUGAAGAACUAUUUGGAUGCUCAGUACUUUGGCGAGAUAGGUGUUGGUACUCCUCCACAGAAAUUCACUGUGAUAUUUGAUACAGGAAGUUCUAACCUAUGGGUCCCUUCCUCCAAAUGUUACUUUUCUAUCGCCUGCCUUUUUCAUUCUAAGUACAAUGCAAGGAAGUCAAAAUCAUACACUAAGAAUGGGAAGAGGGCUGAGAUUCAUUAUGGUACCGGAGCUAUUUCAGGGUACUUUAGUGAAGAUCAUGUUACAUUGGGAGAUCUAGUUGUUGAGAAUCAGGAUUUUAUUGAAGCGACAAGAGAGCCUAGUAUCACAUUUGUGGCUGCUAAGUUUGAUGGUAUUCUUGGGCUUGGUUUCCAAGAAAUCUCCGUUGGUAAAGCUGUUCCAGUUUGGUACAAUAUGCUUGACCAGGGUCUUGUAAAGGAGCCUGUAUUUUCCUUCUGGCUGAACCGAAAUGCAGAUGAGGAAGAAGGGGGUGAAAUUGUUUUUGGUGGGGUUGAUCCUGAUCAUUACAAGGGGGAACACACAUGGGCUCCUGUAUCUCAGAAAGGCUAUUGGCAGUUUGAUAUGGAUGACGUCUCAGUUGAUGGCGAAACAACUGGCUACUGUGCUGAUGGUUGUUCUGCGAUUGCUGAUUCUGGGACAUCUCUGUUGGCUGGCCCAACGGCUGUGGUUGCUCAAAUCAAUCAUGCAAUUGGUGCCUCUGGGGUAGCAAGUAUGGAAUGUAAGGCGGUGGUUUCACAAUAUGGGAAACAGAUUCUGGAGUUGUUGUUAUCAGAGACUCAACCCAAGAAAAUAUGUUCCCAAAUUGGUUUAUGUACCUUUGAUGGCAAGCGAGAUGUUAGUAUGGGCAUUGAAAGCGUGGUUGAUGUCAAUGUGGACAAGUCUUCUGGUGGCCUUCGUGAUUCCAUGUGUACAGCUUGUGAAAUGGCUGUGGUAUGGAUGCAAAAUCAACUAAGACAAAAUCAGACCGAAGAACGUAUCCUGAAUUAUGCUAACGAGCUCUGCGAGCGCCUUCCUAGUCCGAUGGGGGAGUCUGCUGUUGACUGUAGUAGUCUUUCAUCAAUGCCAUCUAUAUCCUUCACUAUAGCUGGAACAACGUUUGAUCUCACUCCUGAACAGUACAUCCUCAAAGUGGGCGAGGGAGCUGCAGCACAAUGCAUCAGUGGAUUCAUAGCUUUAGAUGUGCCUCCUCCUCGUGGACCCCUCUGGAUUCUGGGGGACAUAUUCAUGGGUCGGUACCACACUGUGUUUGACUAUGGAAAUUUGAGAGUUGGAUUUGCAGAAGCUGCUUAAGACCUGCUUGGAUACCACUAUAAGCAUACAACUUCUAACCUUUUAUAGAGGUCGCAUACGCUAAUGUUCUGUGAAUGUUUGCUAAAAUUACUUUGGCUGUGUAAAUAUUGAAGGAUCAUCGUAUGUUUAAUAAUAUAAGAGAACUAGAGAAGUAUGAUGCCAGUAUGAACUGAUUAGGAACGUUUUAUCUUUAUUGCCUUGUGCGAUGGUUUUCCUGCU